Aedes albopictus (Asian tiger mosquito) is the source of this 1724-nucleotide messenger RNA. RefSeq names its product SET domain-containing protein SmydA-8. Gene Ontology annotation, molecular function: protein binding. The record is from RefSeq and is a predicted model, not a curated record. The coding region runs from base 169 to 1647 and encodes 492 amino acids. NCBI's taxonomy places the organism in Eukaryota, Metazoa, Arthropoda, Insecta, Diptera, Culicidae. The transcript is spliced from 7 exons.
CUGGUUUGAUCAUUCGGUUGGGAAAUUCAUAACGUGACUGGUGCGUACGGAGAGCAUGUGUUAACGGCGGCGGUGCCGUGUGUAGAUCCAGUAACAUUUUCGGGUUUUGGAAUAGUCAGUUAGUUGGUGUUUCGAUAGUGGGUGUCGUUCAUCGGAGCAGGAAGGAGAAUGGCUCGGUUCGAGGAAAAUUGUGAGAUUUUGGAAUCGAACGAAUUGGGGCGAUAUUUGGUGGCUAGAAGAGACCUAGCGCGUGGACAACAAAUACUUGUGGAGCAACCGAUCGUCAUUGGACCGUACUGGGAUUCGAAGAUUCGCUGUUUGAAUUGCUUCAGGAGUUCAUGCACUAUUUGCAGGAAAUGCAAAAGAGCACCACUAUGUUUCGAUUGCACGACCCACCAAGAGACCGAGUGCGACUUUUAUCUCAAUUCCGGCCUGAACAUCAACUUCCUGUUUGAUCAUUUCAACGUCGUUACUCCAGUGCGAUGUCUGCUACUAGCCUCAUCAAAUCGCGCCAAAUUCGAUGAAAUGAUGUCCAUGGAAGCGCAUACCAACGAAAGAAGAGAUACGGACAUAUGGCAUGCUCACGAGACGAAAGUCGUUCGACCUUUGCUAGACAGCAAAGCGUUCGAAAAGAUGAACGACCCGAGCGUGACCAGCGAAUUGAUCCAACAGAUAUGCGGAUUUUUCGACGUGAACUCGUUCGAGAUUCGUGGAAAUAUGGACGACGUGCAACAGGUGGAAAGCUUGGUACGGGGUCUGUAUACGAAGGCGGCAUUGAUGGCGCACAACUGCGUAUCCAAUACGCUGAUUUCGGUCGAUGGCCAGGCGAAUCUCAGACUGUACACGACGGUGCCGGUGAAGAAAGGUGAAAUGCUGCUUUACAAUUACACCAGAAGUUUGUUUGGAACGGUCGAACGGAGAACACAUCUCAAGCUUGGAAAAUAUUUUGUUUGUACGUGCAGGCGUUGCGAGGAUCCUACCGAGUUGGGAACGCACUUGAGCUCGGUUAAAUGCACAGGAUGUGACGGUGGACUGUGCUCGUACUAUGCAACAGAAGACAAAUGGCUGUGCAACACAUGUACGAAAGAACUUGAGAAAACAUACGUUAAUAAUGUGCUUUCUGACGCCAGGAAGGAUGCCAUGCAGUGUGCCAAUGACAUUCACGAACUGGAGCGCAUCAUCACCAAACACUCCAAAACACUGCACCCAAACAACUCGAUCCUUUUGGAACUUAAGCAAACCCUCGCCGGAGAAAUCCGAAACCGGUGCCUUAUGUCCCCUCCGUCCAAAGUGCCCGAACAACUACUGGAACGCAAGUUUCACCUGUGUCAGGAGAUGCUCAGCAUAUUGCGAGUGUUGGAACCGGGCAUAUCCCGCCUCACCGGAAUCGCUCUGUACGAGUACAACGUGGCACUGUGGGAUCUGGCUAGGAAAAAGUUCGAAACCAAGGUGAUAUCUGCAAAGGAACUACUGGAAGAACUGAGUAAAGCUGAAGGCGGUCUGAAGGAGUCUAUCAGCAUGUUGCUGUUCGAACAUCCAUCAACACCGGAGGGUCAGUUGACCAAACGAGCAAUGCACGAUCUGAAAGAUCUACGAGAGGAAAUGAAGCAAGUAAAAGUUAUUGUUCCUGAGAUUCAGAAAGAAUAAAAGGAUUUAAAAGUGAAUUAGUUUAGGAAAUAAGAAUUUUAAAACUUAUAUUUAUUCCAAGGCAUAUUAGUAUACAA